AUGUUCCGCUACAGUGACGCUAGCGGUCACCGGGCCUCGUAUGCCUCAUAUUGUGGGCACUUCUAUAUCGAAUGGCCUCUGGGUGCCGCUGCCGUCGUGCAAUUCCACCCUCACGACUCUCAUGACACAUCGACAGACGUCUAUCCUUUGACGUUCCGGGUGCGAGUGAGCAAAUGUGUCCAGAUGAUGGCCGGAGUCAUCACCUCGGCCGACGGGACGUCAUUCCAAUGUGAUUUCCCAGGUCGAAAGCCACCUGCAACCUGGAUCUUAGAGUAUCAGCGCAAAGGAUUUCCAGGCGCACAUGGAAGCCGGCAUCUAUACAAUCUUAUGGGCGGCAAGGUCUACGACGCCGACUUUCUCUUGGCCCGACGAAUGGAUGAAGAGCGUCCGUCUGGUGCCAUUGAUCUUCGUUUGCCGAGUACAGAGCAAAACAUUCAAGUAUCAAUGCUUGUUCCAACGAUGGAACAAGAAAUACUGGAACAUACAUUGGAUUGCUUGCCUUGGUCUUCUCUGUCGUGGUCUAUCCACCGCGGUCUUCGCGACAUUCUUGUUGCCUACGCAAAACCGACAAUGGACGAACUCCGUCCAAACAUAGCAUCAAGGCUUCGUGAAUUUAUCAACGAGCAGCCACAGCGGCUUGAAGCAAAUGGAUGGUCGGCGGAGUUCGUCAGAGGGGCUAUGGCUGAACUCGCUGCCAGCUCUGUUCUCGCCGGUAGUGGGAACUCUGGAGAUUCCGUGAGAGUGGUGACAGAUGCCGCGUUACUUCUCUCAGACAAAGAUUCGUCAGUACUAGACGAGACGAAUUUUUGGAGAAAGUUGACACAGUUUGAGCAAAGGAUCGGCGCUAUCAACGAGUGCAAUCAUCGCGCUUACGAAGUUUUUUGUGUUGGAAUGGAGCAAUGA
Letharia lupina is the source of this 903-nucleotide messenger RNA. RefSeq lists its product as uncharacterized. Bases 1 to 903 code for a protein of 300 amino acids. Lineage: Eukaryota; Fungi; Ascomycota; Lecanoromycetes; Lecanorales; Parmeliaceae. The transcript has a single exon. The record is from RefSeq and is a predicted model, not a curated record.